Molecule: messenger RNA, 496 nt
Organism: Rotaria sp. Silwood1
Lineage: Eukaryota; Metazoa; Rotifera; Eurotatoria; Philodinida; Philodinidae
Source: the annotation of a GenBank genome assembly
AUGGCUUUUACUGACAGAAAAACUUGUUCUUUCGAAUCAGAUGAUACAUUGAAAGAAGAACAACUGUUCAAUGCUAUUGAAUCAAAUAAUGUCACUGUUGUGCAGAAUUUUACGAAAAAUGAACUCCAACGUUUAUGUAACGUACGUCGUCUCUUUCCGUCUGAAUGGUCCUCACCGGACCACGAAAAACAAACAGCUUAUCAACGUGCAUGUCUUCUUGGUCAUACAGACAUUGUGCAGUGUAUUCUCAAUGCUGGUAUUCCACCGGAUCAAAGAUUCCCCGGUGGUGAUUCACGUAAUACUAUGCGAGGAGCAUUUCUAUUUGCUUGUCAAGCACGUUCGAUGUCAACAAUUACAGUUUUACUUAAUGCUGGUGCACCAGUUGAUGAACUAGGUUCAUGUUCUCUUAAUUAUGCUAAUUCUUUUGUUCCUGGUAUUCGUGUAUUUAGUUCAUUUGAACGUGACUCAGUCUCUUGGGAGAAUCUCUAUCCAAUUC